UUUUAUAAAAAUAAAAAAUGUAAACAAUUUCGAAUAAAAAAACUAUUAUUUCUAAAUACAAAAAUUGACGAUAUCGCUGCAAACAUUUCCAAAGAACAGUUUACCUCAAAACAAAAAGAAAUAAAAAUAAAAUGAUUUAGCGCUUGCUAAAGGGAUAUUUAGCUGAGUUUUAUUCAACCCACCCCGCCCCUCGCCCCUUUGCAAAUAGGAUCCUAAAAGAAAAGGCAUCAAAAUUUUACCCUCAUUCGCGCAACUCAAAAUGCUGAACAUGGAAUCGCCUCAGAUGUACGCGGAUGCGGUGCAAACGUUGGCGCAGCUCGACUUGAAGAAGCAGCCGCAGCCGCUGCCGCAGCAGGCGACAAUCGGUCAAAUCACACUGACGGCGAUGUCCAGUGCACAGCAGCAACAGCAGCAACAGCAACAACAGCAGCAGCAGCAGCAACAACAGCAACAGCAGCAGCAACAGGUGACAACUGAUGCCAACAACAAUGCAACAAUUCAGGAUGCGGCCUUGCUGGUCAAGCAGCAUGCCAUGCAGCAAAUGCAUCUAACCAACAACAACAACAACAACAAUUUGUUGCAGAAACAAAUGCUGCAGCAAUACAGCACACAAACAGAUCUGGACGAGCUGACCACACAGGAGAUAACGUUGGACUUGCAACAUCUGAUCGAUGAUCAGUUUCGGGAUACGGAAACUCUGGGCAUAUUCAGCGAUAUGGUGACAAGUCCGGGUGGACUGUCUGCAACGCUGCCACCGAGUGGCAUGGUCAGUGCAGCAGCUAAGGUGCUGCAGCAGCAACAGCAGACGCUGGCUAAUGCGAGGCAGCAACAGCACUCCUAUGGCAGGGCGGCGCUGGCGUAUAUGCCACAGGCGGUACACUCGAAUGCCACGUACAACAAUCACUCGAGCGACGAGAACAGUUCCGUUGGCAGCGACUCGAGCAGCACGAUCAAGGAGGAGCCUAUCGAUCCGGAGUAUCGUAGGCACUUGCAGGAAUCGGUCAGCAACCAGGCAGCAGCGGCUUUCAUUAACAACAGCAAUGGCCUCUAUAAUGCGUAUCAGAGCAACGCACUAAGUGGCAGCAACAACAACAACAGUAGCAGCAACAAUAGCAGUAACAGCAGCAACAACAGCAAUAACAACAGCUCAACGAACUCGACGCAAUUCACCAAUCUGACCACGGCGAAUGUCCUGGCACAUCACAAUCUGCCGCAUCUGGCGGCCAACGCACAGCAACUGCUUAAGCAUCACACAAAGCUGCAACAGUCGCAGCAGCACCACGCCCAGCAGCAGCAGCACGCUCAGCAGCAGCAUCGCAAGCACAGCAACAAGCAUGUGGACAAGGGCACCGAGGAGUAUCGACGAAGACGCGAACGCAACAAUAUUGCCGUACGCAAGAGCCGCGAGAAGGCAAAGGUGCGCUCCAAAGAGGUGGAGGAGCGCGUCAAGUCGCUGCUCAAGGAGAAGGAUGCGUUACUGCGUCAGCUGAGCGAGAUGACCAAUGAGCUUUCACUCCACAAGCAGAUUUACAUGCAGCUUAUGAAUCACACGAACCCCGAAGUGAGUCGCGUCUGCCGCAGCUUUCUCAAUACGAACGAACAUGCGCUGUAGCUGUAGCAGUCGCUGUAGCUGUGAUGAACAAACUGAACGAACGAAUGAACGAACGAAAGAGGGAGAGAAGGAGAGGAGAGCGCGAGAGCGACUGUGAACAGAGCCUGUAAAUUAGUGUGAAUGGGAAUGUGCGUGUGUGUGUGUGACUCAAAUAAAGCUGUGUGGGUAGCGUAUAAGCUUAAGGAUGUUAGGGCUGCACAUACAAAAAAACCAACAGCAACAAGCCAAGCAUGACUUGCAUUGUAUCCAAUCAAAGAAUUGUAUGUAGGCCACAAAGGCACGAGUUGUUUCGCUUUUGCCCAUAUCUUUUACCUGACUCGUAUAAGUUUUAAUUUGUUAACUUUUCUACUCGUCUAUUACAACUGCUACUACUUCUAUUUAAACUUCUACUACU
Molecule: messenger RNA, 2006 nt
Organism: Drosophila hydei
Lineage: Eukaryota; Metazoa; Arthropoda; Insecta; Diptera; Drosophilidae
Gene: slbo
Product: CCAAT/enhancer-binding protein
Exons: 1
Coding region: 260-1612 (450 amino acids)
Biological process (GO): DNA-templated transcription; regulation of transcription by RNA polymerase II
Molecular function (GO): RNA polymerase II cis-regulatory region sequence-specific DNA binding; DNA-binding transcription factor activity, RNA polymerase II-specific
Source: RefSeq, a predicted model, not a curated record